Cherax quadricarinatus is the source of this 3301-nucleotide messenger RNA. NCBI's taxonomy places the organism in Eukaryota, Metazoa, Arthropoda, Malacostraca, Decapoda, Parastacidae. The record is from RefSeq and is a predicted model, not a curated record.
CUACUGUCACCAGUCGUCCUACUCCCGUCAGUACUACUGCAUCCUCCAGUACAACUACUCCCAUCAAUUUACUCUUUCCAGUACCUCAACUCCUACCAGUAUACUAUUUCCACCUGUACUACUACUCCCACGAGUACCAUAGUUCCCACCAGUACCUCUGCUCCUACCAAUACCUCUACUGCGACCAGUACAACUACUCUAUAAUAGUGCUACUUCUGCAAGUAUCACUACUCUCACUAGUGCAAUUACUUUCACCAAAACCACUCCUCUCUCCAGUACUACCACUCCUACCAAUACUCUUACUGCCACCAGCACUUCCAAUUCCAUCAGUACCACCAAUCUCACUAGUAACACUACUACUUUCACCAGUAUCACACUCAGUACGUAACAUUACUCCUACCAGUGUUUUCUAUCACAAGUGUCCCUGCUCCCCCCAGCAUAAUAUCCGCCACCAGUACGUCUGCUCCACCCAGUACCAAUACCCCCUACCAGUACCACUACUCCCACCACUACCGUCAUGUUACAGCAUGGUGGUGAUCGUCGGGGCUUACUCUGGUCUCUUCGUCAACAUCAGAGUGACCAGACUCUCCACGCCACUCUCCAGUGACGAGAUGAACUUCGCUCUCCGUUUCUUCUUCAUUGUGGUCACUAACUGCCUGUGUUGGCUACCCAUUAUGUGCGUCAAGGUGGCUGCCUUGGCCCAUAUUGACAUCCACCAGGGCGUGUAUGCCUGGCUGGUGGUUCUUGUGCUGCCUAUCAACUCUGCUGUCAACCCAGGACUCUACACAUUCUCUACCUCACAGUUUCAGUCGCAGGUUUCAAGUGCUGUCGGCCUAUUCCGAAGAACAUACAGAAGACAGAACUCAGACACAGAAGCACUUCGGCACUCGUCUACUCGGGUGAGUAGUGGCAAUAAGCUCACCGCUCACAACUACCACCACAACCAACCACAAUCUCCCUAUCCACUACCAUCCUUAUUGAAUCCUAAAACCCCACCUUUAAAUCUGAGGCAUGCAGAGGAUUGUUCUAGUGAAAAGCCAAAUGCGAUGCCUGAAGAUAAGUACAUACCUGAAACGCCUUCUACUUCACCCAUUGACGACUCUAGUGACAGCAAGUUGACUUACUCCUACAGAAAUGGCUAUUCAGUUCCUAGGGCACCUAGGAGGGCAGCAUCAGGAGAAGGCGCGCAGGGUGAAAGCAGAAGCCGUACACACAACGAGGAUGCCUGUGCUCAGAGUCAAGUGACCUUCAGUGCCAAGGUGACACUACCCACACAUUCCUACAGUGAUAGUCAGAUAUCUCCUGGUGACCGUGGGCAGUCAUCGACUCUGAACAAGGAAGGAUGCUCAAGUCCCUCUUAUCCAAAUUCUUCUUCGAUAGGCCAGACUCCGAAAAAGAAAAGAACCUACUCAGAUGCCCAGAGCUUCCAGGAUAUCUGCUUGGAAGCUCACGUUUCCAGACGCGGCAACAUCCACUACCCAUUAACAUUUACCUCGACGACGCUUGCCUCCACUCCCUCCUUCCAGGGAAGCCCUCUUUAUGUUGACUGCAGAGCGACUGCUACCUCAGACUUCCAGGAUUUAGACGUCUUGCAGCUCAACGUAAAAGUAUGUUAUAGUCCUGAGAUGAUACGAACUCCUAGUCAAAAAAAAUCAAGGAAAAGUAGCUGUUCCAUCACGAAGGCUUCACCUGAGGUGCGCCUGUCUCCAGACGCAAACAAUAUGGCCGCAGAGAGCUCACAGGUAGGGGUUACUAACACCGUGAGGACGAGUCCGUCUCACUCGCAGACCUUGUUUACUUCUCUGGAACAAUCGGGAGAAGAAGACAUUUAAGAGGGCUCUAUUGUUUGCCUUUCUAGAAAGCCUUAUUCAACUCCCACUCUCUUAGAUCUGGAUUAAUCAGUUUCAUUUUUCUAAUUAUAAUUCAAAAUUUUGCCCAAUACAUUAAGAAUUUUUCAGUGCCCUUUGGAAAAUUAAUUUGUCAUAUAUUCCCUAUUACUUUUUUUUCAAAAUAUUGUUAGUUGUAUUUAACAUUAUAUUAUUAUUAUUUUUAUUUCUUUAUGUGCAACAAUUGUAAUUUAACCUCCCCUCCUUCCCCUGCUACCUCUCUCUCUCUCUCUCUCUCUCUCUCUCUCUCUCUCUCUCUCUCUCUCUCUCUCUCUCUCUCUCUCUCUCUCUCUCUCUCUCUCUCUCUCUCUCUCUCUCUCUGUCUCACUCUCUCUCACAUUGCUGAAAGUUAAGGUUUCAACAAUAUAAAGAAAGAGAGAAAGCUACAAUUUAGAACAUUUAAAACUAAUUUUUUUUUAAUAUUAUGUUAAACAUACUGUCAACUGAUCUUGUAGAUAAAUACUUCAUUAUUUUUAAGAAACAUAUUUUUGGGGAACUUGUAAAAGCUGAAAACUUCGGUGAUUCAGAGGCUUCGUUCGUUCUAUAGAUUUCAACCACCUUAUAUUAGUGUUGAGAAUAUAUAUCAAAUGUUAUUCAGACAAUUAAGGAGUAAUCGUUAAUUGCAUUUUGUAAUCGAGACAGGUGUUGCCACAAUAAAACUGUACUAAUGCUGGUAGAAUUACCUACAAUAUAGGACAAAACCCGGGACACAACCCGGGACACAACCCGGUAACGGCUUGAUAAUGCUUCUGGUGAGCGAAACGUUGCCACAAUAAAAUAUCGUAUUAGUUGCACUUGUGUUCUUUUACCUAACAGAAAGAAAUCGUUGUUGGUCGACCAUCUGGUUGGUAAAUUACGUAGCUAUCUUUUGAGAAAAUUAGUAGUAAACAUUACUGCAGGGUUAGUAACAUCAGUAUGAUGUAUAAGCGUUUUAGAAAUGACAUGGCCAACUAAAUCAAAUCUAAACUGCUUUGUUUAAAAGUCGAAGAUAGAAUAGUGAAUAAUUCUUCCAUAAUAGUUAGGGAUUCUCAAAUUAUGAGUGAACUUGUGCCUUGUAUAGAAUUUUGACAAUGCUAUUUUUGGAAGCUUCAGUGUUGUAAGAUUCUGUGAUACUUUGUCUGCAAAAGUCAAAAUGUGAUUCUAAAUAGCCAUUAAUACAUUAAAUUGUAGACCAGACUAUGUUAUUCAUUGUUACAGUAGCUUAAAUAAACACAUCAUAUAGUCUACAUACAGAACUAACAGUCAUCAGCAUAAGUAUGACGUUCAGGGAUAAAGUUGAGUACGUCGAGAAACUUAAACAUUCCUUAACUAAACAACAAAUACAAUUCCUUGUGGUAUGUUUGAACUCAGAGAUUUUAAUAAUCUGUUACAUUAAGAACUAUAGAACGAAUGCCAUUGAAAGAAAUGAAUAAACC